UCUUGGUGAGGGUAAAAGGGCAUGACAGUGACUCAAAUAUGAAUUGUUGAAAACAGUCCCUGUCAUUUUAUUGGAUCCAAACCUUUGGGUUUUGAGGGACAAAAGAAGGGAAAAGCAGGGAGACCAUCUGGGCGAGCAAAUCCUGCUUGAGCACUAAUGUCUUUUGCCAUGCUGAGAUCGGUGCCCAGCCGUUGCCUCUACCCGGAGAUCAGCAUGCUGUCAGAAGGAGAUGAGGAACUCGACAGCGAGAGCUCGGGUUCAGAGACAUCUUUCAGCCUGGGACCUUACAGUGGUGGAGGAGGAAAGAGGAAAAGGAAAGCCAGGGUGCCAGGAGUCAUUAGACAGAGACAAGCUGCAAAUGCCAGAGAGAGGGACAGGACCAACAGUGUCAACAUGGCAUUCACGGCCCUCAGGACCCUCAUCCCCACCGAACCUGCUGACAGGAAACUCUCCAAAAUAGAGACCUUGCGACUGGCUUCAAGUUACAUCUCACACCUGGGAAACGUGCUGUUGCUGGGAGAAGCUGGGGAUGGACAACCCUGUCACACAAGCACGUCCAGCUACUACCCUGGCACCAGGGUCACUGAGACAGAGAGCAGCCAGCCCAAACAGAUCUGCACUUUCUGCCUGAGCAACCAAAGGAGAAUGAACAAAGACCGAGACAGAAAGAGCACCAUUCGAAGUUAACAAAGUAAUGUGCAACGUGGCCCACGACGUUGCAAGCUCACAGCAGACUCAGAAGGGAAGAGCAAUCAACCUUGCACCCACAGCAUGGAAGAAAAUAAAAGGAGUGUUGAAGACAAUUCUAAAAAUCCGCAGCAUAUUGAAAGUUGAACUAAACCUUGACACUUGGGUCAUGCUCGACUCUCAUCACACAUUUAAAACUGGAGUGAUUUGGGAGGUACUGCAAAGGGCUCGGUGGUAGACAAGAGGUCCCCGACCUGUUCCUUUACCAAGAAAAGAUGCCAGAACACAGUGAUCUGAUCACACUGUCGAGCUGCUUCUUUUUAAGAUAAAAAACACUGUUGAGUUGCUGCUGAAGGCUGGCACCAGGGAAGAAAUUCAAAAACAAAGUGACAAAACUAUAAAAAGUGGCUUUAUGCAUUGAACUGGAACACUCA
Pristis pectinata (smalltooth sawfish) is the source of this 1121-nucleotide messenger RNA. RefSeq names its product scleraxis bHLH transcription factor a (gene scxa). Gene Ontology annotation, molecular function: DNA-binding transcription factor activity, RNA polymerase II-specific; RNA polymerase II transcription regulatory region sequence-specific DNA binding; protein dimerization activity. Gene Ontology annotation, biological process: regulation of transcription by RNA polymerase II; developmental process. NCBI's taxonomy places the organism in Eukaryota, Metazoa, Chordata, Chondrichthyes, Rhinopristiformes, Pristidae. The coding region runs from base 157 to 687 and encodes 176 amino acids. The transcript has 2 exons. The record is from RefSeq and is a predicted model, not a curated record.